AUGGGUUCACUCGAUAAUAGGAGACAGCUUCGUUAUUUUUCUCCGAAAAUAAUUUUUCAUGAACCAAUUCAUCGUGACGAGUCGAGCUACUUUAACCACACGUACUAUUAUAGAGGUGAAGAUUAUCUUCAAUGGAGAGACCGAGUUGAGAACAUGUUAAAUAGAAAUAGUCGAAUAUGGAUGUAUGAAAACGACCGAGAUGCUACACAGUCAUUACCCACAUCUCCUACACUUAAUAAUGCAUUUUACAACCAUCGAAUCAUCCCUCAAGGCAUAGAUGGAACUUUUGUAACUGUGAGUCCAAAAAAACGGCGAGGGAAUUUACCCAAAGCCACAACUGCUCUACUAAAAGACUGGUUAGCUCGACACAAAAAACAUCCUUAUCCGACCGAAGAAGAAAAACAAGAUCUUGCAAAGGAGACUAUGCUGAAUUUGCAACAGAUUUCUAAUUGGUUUAUUAAUGCAAGACGAAGGCAUUUGCCUCUUAUGCUCAACUCAUCAAAUUCUAAAAGCACCGGUAAUGACCUAGAUAUCUAUCCGUACAAAAAUGCUGAAAAAGCUGAUGGCGACGCCUCAGAUAUUAAAUCUGCAAAGCGUCAUGCAGCACGAGCAUGCUCGCGGAUUCUAAACGGUGCUAUUAAAAAACCAAAACCAACGUGUAGAGGAAGGAAGUCUACAUUAUAA
Dentiscutata erythropus is the source of this 684-nucleotide messenger RNA. NCBI's taxonomy places the organism in Eukaryota, Fungi, Glomeromycota, Glomeromycetes, Diversisporales, Gigasporaceae. The record is from the annotation of a GenBank genome assembly.